CAAUCGGCGAUGGAGCAGCUAGUAAAGGACAUCAGCAAGCAUUCGCAGGAAGGAGAAUUCACUCUCCUCAUUGGGAAGCUGCAGAGCUCGAGCGAGCUAAUCUGCGACCAAGAUGUAGCGACGUUGGACACCGUGUUAGGCACGUUGGAGCCCGACAAGCACAGCCUUGGCUACCUCGCAAUUUUGUGAGACGUUACAAUCACCCGUAGUGAGCCGUAGCGUGUGUUUGCCCUACUAUAAGGACGGGGAAGCUGAGUAAGCCGGCGGCGCAGCUAAACUGGGGGGUCCUCAUGGAGCAAAUGAGGUCGUUUACCCAGGGGUUCACACGUGAUCAGGUCACACAGAACCCCAUCUCCUUUUGUAACCUGUUCCAUCAGCUCACUGAUGUUAUGUGCAAGAGAAAACAGACAAUAGAAGGGGUGGUGAUCCUCAGGACUGCCAUACGGCGCUACCAAACCUGUCCAGCCUGCCUGACAGCUAUUCACUCCGACUUACUUCAGGUGUGUUUGAUGGCCAAAUGUCUGAAACCUGCGCUGCCCUUUCUCGAACAAGAAUACUCUGAGCUCCUGACAGAUGGUGGGCAGUUUGACGCUCGCUACGUUCUGCUCUUCUAUUACUAUGGAGGGAUGGUGUAUGCCUGCCUCCACAAGUACCUGAGGGCUCUGCUAUUCCUGACGGUGUGUUUGACAACGCCCACAGUUGCAAUUAGCGCCAUUAUGGUAGCAGCCUACAAGAAGUUCGUUCUUGUCUCACUGCUCAAAUUUGGAAAAGUUAUAACUCUUCCUAAGUACUGCUCUCAUAUAGUCGACCGAAUGAUGAAGCCUCUCUGUGGGUCCUACAACGAACUGGCAAAGACCUACGCUGGAAGAAAAGUGGGACCAGUUCACGAACUUAUUGCAAAAUACUCCGAAGUCUUUCAGAACGAUGGUAAUCUGGGUCUGGUUCACAGACUCCGCGAAACUGUGUACAGACACGCCAUGCAGCGCCUCACUCAGACUUUCAUGACACUCUCCCUGGCGGACGUCAGCUCUCGCAUCAACCUCAGCUCCGCUCAGGAGGCAGAGCUCUACAUACGGAAUAUGGUGCAGUAAUCAGUCAAUGUGGGUGUGUAUUUGGGUCGUCCAAUCCACAGAUUGAGCAGGAGGAGGUCCAUGCUAGUCUGGACCAGACGGCGGGUAUGGUGUCCUUCUCUGAAAGUCCUGAGGCAUACGACUCUCACGACAUGGCAACUUACCUCCAAUCGCAGUUGCAGCGAUGCAUGGCAUUGGAAAAGAAACUGAGGGCUCUGGAUGAGCAGAUGGCACUAGACCCGCGAUACAUCACAAAGACAAUGGGUGGAGGGUUUGAUGAUGAUCCCAUUUUUCACGAGGAGGGUGUCAUGUGAGAGGAAGAAUUUCAGGCUGUAGUCAGUGACCAAUAUACAUACACACCACGGCAUGCACAACUGAAUCAGACUUGCUAUCAUAGAUUGGCAUCACACAAGAGCCAUGUAUUUCAUGAUUUUCAUGAUUUUUCUGGAUUUAACUUAUCGUUUAUACUUAUACUCUCUUCUGAGAGAUGCAUGGGUUUGUGGCAUAUUGUUCUGGUAUCGUGGUAUUAUGUCGGAGCUGCUACACUUGAGCCAGCAUCGACUGGAGGGAGCGCCGUACAUUGGACAACUCCUGCUGUUGCUGUAGAAAAAGAUACCAGAUAUCCCAAUUUGAAUCCGGGACGUCCCACUUA
Geodia barretti is the source of this 1722-nucleotide messenger RNA. Lineage: Eukaryota; Metazoa; Porifera; Demospongiae; Tetractinellida; Geodiidae. The record is from the annotation of a GenBank genome assembly.